UCCGGUCCCUUGAUAACCGCGCGCAUAUUAUUUUUAUUUAGUUUUUACGAUCCGUCAUGGUACUAGUUUGUUUUUAAACUCGUUUUACGAUAUUAUAUUUUUCUACCCGACACCAUCAUCAUCAGCAUGAUGCUGACGACGUGUCGCCGGUGGCCCGGGCGUUUACCCAGGACUUGCGGCGCGGUGUACAACUUACACUCGGCGCGAUGCAGGCACUCGUCGACCGAGGCCGGAAAUGGUUCGGAUUUUAAAGACCGGUCUGACGUGGAACGACUGCUGAAUGACGCGACCGUGCCAGAGGAGUCAACUGUCAUAGGGGACAUCGAGAACUGGACCACUUCGCCGUAUCCAAAAGGUGCGUACGUGCCACACAAGAAUCAAUCUCAGAUGCAGCACGCACUGCGACCCAAAGUUGAUCCAAAGGAGACAUCAAUACUCAUGUUUCCCGGUCAGGGUACCCAGUACGUAGGAAUGGGCAAAAAUCUACUGGUGUUCCCACAGGUCGUGGACAUGUUCAAUGCGGCCAGCGCAGUGCUCAAGUACGAUCUUCUGAAACUUUGUUUGGAAGGACCAAAAUCCAAACUUGACUUCACCAUCUACAGUCAACCAGCCAUUUUUGUAUGUUCUUUGGGCGCUGUUGAAAAACUGAAAGAAGAACAACCCAGCGCUAUUGAAAACUGUAUGGCCGCUGCUGGUUACAGCAUUGGGGAAUUUGCAGCUCUCACAUUUGCUGGUUGUUUUUCAUUUGAACAUGCUGUGAAAUUAGUGAAAGUGCGAGCUGAAGCAAUGCAUUAUGCAUCAGAAAUUGAACCAGGUGGAAUGGCUAACAUUUACUUAAGGCCUGAUUCUAAAUUAAAUUAUGCGCUAAAAAUGGCCAGAGACUGGUGUCUAGAUAAAGGAAUCGAAAAACCUGUGUGUGCCAUAUCAAAUUAUUUAAACCCAGAUUGUAAAGUAGUAGCUGGACAUUUAGAAGCUUUAAAAUACUUAGAAUUAAAUCUGAAACAGUACAAUCUAAGAAAGAUGCAAAGGUUAAAUGUUUCUGGUGCAUUUCACACUGAUCUUAUGCGGCCUGCUGUUGAACCGUUUGCAGCAGCACUUAAAAAAGUUCAAAUCAAUGAACCUAUAAUAGCCGUUCAUUCAAAUAUUGAUGGAAAACGUUAUCAUAAUAGUUAUAAAGUGUUUCAUAAUUUGCCCAAGCAAAUAUACAGACCUGUUAAGUGGGAACAAACAUUACACAUAUUGUAUGAACGUCCUGUCGGUUCAAAUUUCCCUGAUACUUUUGAGUGUGGACCAGGCUCAACCCUAAAGUCUUUGUUAAAAACUGUUAAUUCUAAAGCACAUAAUUCAUGUUACACUGUUAACAUUUAAUAAUAUAUAAAUAAAAUUUAUAUUAAGUAAAAUAAAGUUUAUUUUAAUAAUAA
This is a messenger RNA of Sipha flava (yellow sugarcane aphid), 1421 nucleotides long. It is a transcript of the gene beg, whose product is annotated as probable malonyl-CoA-acyl carrier protein transacylase, mitochondrial. The transcript is spliced from 4 exons. Gene Ontology annotation, molecular function: transferase activity. The record is from RefSeq and is a predicted model, not a curated record. Bases 127 to 1368 code for a protein of 413 amino acids. NCBI's taxonomy places the organism in Eukaryota, Metazoa, Arthropoda, Insecta, Hemiptera, Aphididae.